Messenger RNA from Cervus elaphus (red deer), 5178 nucleotides. It is a transcript of the gene TBC1D9B, whose product is annotated as TBC1 domain family member 9B. Gene Ontology annotation, molecular function: calcium ion binding. The transcript has 22 exons. The coding region runs from base 83 to 3853 and encodes 1256 amino acids. The record is from RefSeq and is a predicted model, not a curated record. Lineage: Eukaryota; Metazoa; Chordata; Mammalia; Artiodactyla; Cervidae.
CGCCCCGCCCGCUCGGCUCCGCGAGGCGACGGCGGCGGCGCUUCCGCCAGGCCCGCCUCGGCCGGGUGAGCGCGGCGCCGCGAUGUGGCUGGGUCCGGAGGAGGUGCUGGUGGCCAACGCGCUGUGGGUGACGGAGCGCGCCAACCCCUUCUUCGUGCUGCAGCGGCGCCGCGGCCACGGCAAGGGCGGCGGCCUCACGGGUCUUCUUGUGGGCACCCUGGAUGUGGUGCUGGACUCCAGCGCCCGGGUGGCCCCGUACCGCAUCCUGCACCAGACCCAGGAUUCACAGGUCUAUUGGACAGUGGCGUGCGGUUCUUCCCGAAAAGAGAUCACAAAACACUGGGAAUGGCUGGAAAAUAACUUACUCCAGACGCUGUCCAUCUUUGACAAUGAGGAAGAUAUCACCACCUUCGUCAAGGGCAAGAUACACGGCAUCAUCGCAGAAGAGAACAAGAACGUGCAGCCCCAGGGAGAUGAAGACCCUGGGAAGUUCAAGGAGGCCGAGCUGAAAAUGAGGAAGCAGUUCGGGAUGCCCGAGGGGGAGAAGCUGGUCAACUACUACUCCUGCAGCUACUGGAAGGGCCGAGUGCCGCGGCAGGGCUGGCUCUACCUGACCGUCAACCACCUUUGCUUCUACUCCUUUCUGCUGGGCAAGGAGGUGAGCCUGGUGGUGCAGUGGGUGGACGUCACGCGGCUGGAGAAGAACGCCACACUGCUCUUCCCCGAGAGCAUCCGCGUGGACACGCGGGACCAGGAGCUCUUCUUCUCCAUGUUCCUCAACAUCGGGGAGACCUUCAAGCUCAUGGAGCAGCUGGCCAACCUGGCCGUGCGGCAGCUGCUGGACAGCGAGGGCUUCCUGGAGGAGAGGGCGCCGCCUAGGCCGCCGCGGCCACACAGGAACAUCUCGGCGCUGAAGCGAGACCUGGAUGCUCGAGCCAAGAACGAGUGCUACCGUGCCACGUUUCGGCUGCCCCGGGACGAGCGCCUGGACGGCCACACGAGCUGUACGCUGUGGACCCCAUUCAACAAGCUGCACAUCCCUGGCCAGAUGUUUAUCUCCAGCAACUACAUCUGCUUCGCCAGCAAGGAGGAGGAUGCUUGCCACCUUAUCAUACCCCUGCGGGAGGUGACCAUUGUGGAAAAAGCUGACUGCUCCAGCGUCCUGCCCAGCCCUCUGUCUAUUAGCACUAAGAGCAAAAUGACCUUUCUGUUCGCCAACCUGAAAGACCGUGAGUUCUUGGUUGAGAGGAUCUCUGACUUCCUCCAGAAGAUGCCAUCCAAGCCGUCAGGAAGCAGCCGAGCAGAGAGGAAAGCCAGCAUCGUGGACGCAGCCCCAGAGCCUUCCCCAGCGCCCCAGGAGCUGUCAGAACAGCCUGCCAGCCCGACCUCACCCCUCGGUGGCCUCCAAGGGGGCCGUGCACAGGAGGCGCCAACCGCCUCCCAGGGGCUGCUCAAACUCUUCCAGAGAAAUACGCCCAUGGAGGACCUGGGCGCCAAGGGGGCCAAGGAGAAGAUGAAAGAGGAGUCGUGGAACAUCCACUUCUUCGAGUUCGGGCGCGGCAUGUGCAUGUACCGCACAGCGAGAACGCGGGAGCUGGUGCUGAAGGGCAUCCCAGAGCGCCUCCGCGGGGAGCUCUGGCUCCUCUUCUCCGGGGCCUGGAAUGAGAUGGUGACUCACCCCGGCUACUAUGCCGAGCUGGUGGAGAAGUCCAUGGGCAGGUACAGCCUGGCCACAGAGGAGAUCGAGCGAGACCUCCACCGCUCGAUGCCCGAGCACCCUGCCUUCCAGAAUGAGCUCGGGAUCGCGGCCCUCCGCAGGGUGCUGACCGCCUACGCUUUCCGGAACCCCACCAUCGGCUACUGCCAGGCCAUGAACAUCGUCACCUCGGUGCUCCUGCUCUAUGGCAGCGAGGAGGAGGCCUUCUGGCUGCUGGUGGCCCUCUGCGAGCGCAUGCUACCCGACUACUACAACACCAGGGUGGUGGGGGCCCUGGUGGACCAAGGCAUCUUCGAAGAGCUCACAAGAGACUUCCUGCCCCAGCUCUCCAAAAAGAUGCAGGACCUGGGUGUGAUCUCCAGCAUCUCUCUCUCCUGGUUCCUGACCCUCUUCCUCAGUGUCAUGCCCUUCGAGAGCGCGGUGGUCAUCGUGGACUGCUUCUUCUAUGAGGGCAUCAAGGUGAUCCUGCAGGUGGCCUUGGCCAUCCUGGAUGCCAACAUGGAGCAGCUGCUGGGCUGUGGCGACGAAGGCGAGGCCAUGACCGUCCUGGGCAGAUACCUGGAUAAUGUGGUCAAUAAGCAGAGUGUCUCUCCUCCUAUCCCACACCUCCAUGCCCUGCUGACCAGUGGAGAUGACCCUCCUGAAGAGGUGGACAUCUUUGACCUCCUGAAGGUGUCAUAUGAGAAAUUCAGCAGCCUGAGGGCGGAGGACAUUGAACAGAUGCGGUUUAAACAGAGGCUUAAAGUGAUCCAGUCCUUGGAGGAUACAGCCAAGAGGAGCGUGGUCCGAGCUAUACCUGGGGACAUUGGUUUCUCAAUUGAAGAACUGGAGGACCUUUACAUGGUGUUUAAGGCCAAGCACCUCGCAAGCCAGUACUGGGGGAGCAGCCACCCCUCCGCCGUGCGUCGGGACCCCAGCCUGCCCUACCUGGAGCAGUACCGCAUUGACGCCCACCAGUUCCGGGAACUCUUCGCCAGCCUGACGCCCUGGGCCUGUGGCGCCCACACAGCUGUGCUGGCAGGGCGGAUAUUUCGGCUCCUGGAUGAAAAUAAGGACUCGCUGAUCAACUUCAAGGAGUUUGUGACGGGGAUGAGUGGGAUGUACCACAGGGACCUGACGGAGAAGCUCAAGUUUCUCUACAAGCUGCACUUGCCUCCAGCCCUGAGCCCCGAGGAGGCUGAGUCGGCCCUGGAAGCAGCCCAUUACUUCACCGAGGACAGCUCCUCAGAAGCAUCUCCUCUGGCCUCCGAUCUGGAUCUUUUCCUGCCCUGGAAGGUUCAAGAAGUAUUACAGCAGGAGGAGCGAGAGGAAGCUGGAAAUGACAUCCAAGAUAAAAGAAGAGAGGAGAAGGGAACUAGCCCUCCUGACUACCGGCACUACCUUCGAAUGUGGGCCAAGGAGAAAGAGGUUCAAAAGGAGACGAUCAAGGAUCUUCCCAAGAUGAACCAGGAGCAAUUCAUUGAGCUGUGCAAGACACUUUACAACAUGUUCAGCGAAGACCCCAUGGAGCAGGACUUGUACCAUGCUAUCGCCACGGUGGCCAGCCUGUUACUCCGCAUCGGGGAGGUGGGGAAGAGGUUUUCUGCAUGGCCAGGCAGAAAGUCCAGAGACAGUGCCCCCGAUGAGGAUGAGCCACCAGCCCCAGACCCCCCUCAAGACCCAGCCUGGGAACUUCAGCCACCAGCUGCAGGGGACCCCCAAGCCAAAGCAGGUGGAGACACCCACCUUGGGAAAACACCACAGGAGAGCCAGGUGGGGGGCGAAGGGGGCGGCGGUGAAGGGCGGGGCUCUCCCUCCCAGCCUCUGUCUGAUGACGAAGCCAAAGACGACAUGUCCAUGUCCUCCUACUCCGUGGUCAGCACCGGCUCCCUGCAGUGUGAGGACCUGGCUGACGACACAGUGCUGGUGGGUGGGGAGGCUCGCAGCCCCGUGGCCACCACCCACGGUGGGGGUGCGGUUGACACAGACUGGUGCAUCUCAUUCGAGCAGAUCCUGGCCUCCAUCCUGACAGAGUCUGUGCUGGUGAACUUCUUUGAGAAGAGGGUAGACAUUGGACUCAAGAUCAAGGACCACAGGAAGGUAGAGAGACAGUUCAGCACCUCCAGUGACCAUGAGCAGUCUGUGGUUUCGGGCUGAGGGCUCCAAGGCCGCUCUUCCCUUCUUCCCUUUGUUUUCUUAAGGACACAUCCCUCCAGUUCUCCCCAGAAGAAUUGAGUUGUAAAUGGAAAGAAGGCUGAACAGUCACAGUUGGGGCCAAGGCAGGGGGUGCCCGGCCCCUCAUUCUGCCUUGGGCCUCCUGGCCCCUGCAGAGUGUCGGGGGCUCUGUGAUCUGCCCUUGCUUGCCCUGCACUGUGGCCAGGCCACACCCUGUCCUCCUCCUCCUCCUCCCCUGCAGCUGUGUGCUCUGGGGGCUUUCCUGCCACUGGGCACCAGGUAGGGAGGUGGUGUGCCUAUUGGGCACCAACGUGGUGAGAGCUUCGAGAUGCCUUCCAGGAGCCCCAAGCCUGCGUCUGGUUGAGGACACAGGCAGAAAGCAUCUACUGCAUCAGGGUGGGUUACCUCCUGCAGAUGUCCCUCUCAAUUCUCUUUCAGCUCGUCAUCCUCACCAUUAACCUUAAAAACAUAUCCCUCGGGUCCUGAUAUGUCUCCUUGUAUUCAUUUCAGUUGGCUAAAAAGAAUCACACUAUGCUCAAUGCCUUAAUAAAUCCCUGAAAGAACGAAAAGCCACACCGUGUAGAGAAUUAAUGUGACCCUCAACCACUGCUGCGACCUCCUGGCUUCUCCCCAGGCAGGUACUGGGCCGAGGCCGUACUCCUGAAGUUCCCAACACUUAGUCUCUCACAGGAAGUGAGGUUUCAAGACCCCAGGCAGGAGGGGGACGCGGAAGCUGCUGACGCAGACUGGGCAGGGCCUGUGCAGAGCUGCACCCACAGAGAAAACCUGCUCUGCAGGGGUCAACAGCCUGGAUCUAGGGGUAGGAGACAAGUGCUCAGGCCUGGCUGCAGUAAGCCUUUGGGUUCAGGAAGCGGAGUGUAGGGACAUGCGCAACAGGCUAAGCCAUGAAGACGCCCUAGCUUUGCAGCAGGAGCUGGUUAUCAUGUCCAUCAUUUGCCCCCAACACAGAGUCACCCCUCAUUUUUACGAAAAGAUAACAUCUCUGUGGCUCUUGUUUGGUUUUUUUAAUUGAACAGCCUUAUUGAGGCAAAACUUACAUACCAUAAAAUUCAGUUGUUUUAAGCUACAAUUCAGUGAUUUUUAGUAAACAGAGUUGUGCAGCCAUCGCCACAAUUCAACUUUAGGAUAUUUCCAUCACCCCAGAAAGACCCCUCCUGCCCAUGUGCUGCCAGCCCCUGUACCCCCACCUCCCUCCACAGCUCCAGGUUCUAAUCUGUUUUAUAGCUCUUUAGAUUUUAUGGAUGUUUUUUAAAAUAAAAGCCUCCAUGAUUUUACCUUGUGCACAA